Salvelinus namaycush (lake trout) is the source of this 1783-nucleotide messenger RNA. RefSeq names its product junctophilin-1-like. Lineage: Eukaryota; Metazoa; Chordata; Actinopteri; Salmoniformes; Salmonidae. The record is from RefSeq and is a predicted model, not a curated record. The transcript has 3 exons. Gene Ontology annotation, cellular component: endoplasmic reticulum membrane; plasma membrane; sarcoplasmic reticulum. The coding region runs from base 212 to 1363 and encodes 383 amino acids.
CAGUGGGUGAGAGGGGGGACGGAGCUAUCACACAGCGGAGGAUACAGCGUGCGCCUCCGAGUCAUCCUCUCGUUGGCUCAUCUCACUGUUUUCUCCACCUCUCCGUUCCCUGCUGGAUCCCUUCUGGGUGGGGGGGGGGGUGGUUAAUAACACGACACCAUUGAGUCAGCCUACGGCCGUAGAGUUCUGCUUCAUUUCUCGGCUGUUCUGAAUGACGGGCGGAAGGUUCGACUUCGACGAUGGAGGAACAUACUGCGGAGGAUGGGAGGACGGAAAAGCCCACGGACAUGGCAUCUGUACCGGGCCAAAAGGCCAGGGCGAAUACGCCGGCUCCUGGUCGCACGGCUUUGAGAUAGUGGGGGUGUACACCUGGCCCAGCGGGAAUACGUACCACGGCUACUGGUCCCAGGGGAAGCGGCAUGGACUUGGGGUCGAAACCAAAGGGAAGUGGACUUACCGCGGCGAGUGGAGCCACGGAUUCAAGGGUCGCUAUGGACUCCGACAGAGUCACAAUACACCUGCCCGGUACGAUGGGACGUGGAGUAACGGGCUACAGGACGGGUAUGGGAUCGAGACCUAUGGUGACGGUGGUACAUACCAGGGCCAGUGGAUGGGCGGGAUGCGGCACGGUUAUGGCGUGCGCCAGAGUGUUCCCUACGGCAUGGCAACGGUGAUCCGUUCUCCGCUCCGUACCUCUCUAGCGUCCCUACGCUCCGAGCAGAGCAAUGGCACCGUGCUCCAGGACCUCUCGGGUGACACGCCCACCGGCGGCCGCGGCGGGUUCGUCCUCAACUUCCACUCGGACAGCGAGGUGGUCACCGGGAAGAAGAAGGGUCUGUUCCGCCGCGGGUCGCUGUUUGGGAGCCUCCGUCGGCUACACAAGUCCGAAUCGAAGUCGUCCAUCUCCAGCAAGAGGAGUUCGGCACGCAGCGACGCCGCUAUGAGCCGCAUCAGCUCCUCCGACGCAGACGCCAACUCCACCAUCUCCCUGGGCGACGGAGAGCUGCCGGAAGAGGACCUGCUAUUGGAGGAUCACGUGGAUGCCACCACCACCGAGACAUAUAUGGGGGAGUGGAAGAACGAUAAGCGCAACGGGUUCGGCGUCAGCGAACGUUCCAACGGGAUGAAGUACGAGGGGGAGUGGCUGAACAACAAGCGCCACGGUUACGGCUGCACCACCUUCCCCGAGGGGAACAAGGAAGAAGGGAAGUACAAGAAUAACGUGCUGGUGCGUGGAAUAAGGAAGCAGUUGAUCCCUCUAAAGAACCCCAAAACCAAAGAGAAAGUGGACCGGGCCGUGGAGGGGGCACGGAGGGCAGCGGCCAUCUCCAGGACGAAGGUGGAAAUAGCAGCUUCCAGGUAGGUUGGUGAGGUGUGUGUGUGUGUGUGUGUAUGUAUGAGAGAGACAGAGUGAGAGACAGAAUAUGUGUAUGAUGGAAUGUGUGUUACACCUGUAAAUUCACACACUAGUAUACGGCAUUCGAAUCCGCAAGAUCAAAGGCCCUUCCUACACUCCCUGUGUGCCUGGUAUGACUGGUAUGGCUGUGCAACCAGCUAGCGGAGUGUUACCGCGUAACUCCUGGCUCUUUCUGUGGAGCAUUACACUAUGGAUCUCCAGUUGGAUGGUUCAGCUCAGUUGUGAUUGAAGUGUGACAAGAGACAGUGGACCCUAAAGUUGAUUCGUCAUCGUCGCUGCUUUUCAAAUCAAAUCAAAAUGGAAUUGUAUUAGUCACUUACUUACGAGCCCCUAACCGACAAUGAAGUUUAAAAAAUAAAUAAAAUA